AUGAAGAAUCAGUCGAAAGAGAUAGAAUUUAUUCUCCUGGGACUGACUGAUGACCCACAAUUGCAAAUUGUCAUUUUUACAUUUCUUUUCCUAAACUAUAUGUUAAGUGUCAUGGGGAACUUAACCAUCAUCCUUCUUACCUUGCUGGAUCUCCGCCUCAAGACGCCAAUGUAUUUUUUUCUCAGAAAUUUUUCCUUCUUGGAAGUUUCGUUGACCACAGUCUGUAUUCCCAGAUUUCUGAUAACCAUCGUGACUAAAAACAAAAUCAUUUCCUAUAAUGGUUGUGCAUCUCAGCUGUUCUUUUUCCUCUUAUUAGGAGUUACUGAGUUUUACCUACUGGCAGCCAUGUCUUUUGACCGUUAUGUAGCCAUCUGCAAACCCUUGCACUACCCGACCAUCAUGAGCAGCAGGGUGUGCUACCAACUCGUCCUGAGCUCAUGGACAGCUGGCUUUUUGAUAACCUUUCCCCCGUUGGUCAUGGGCCUGAAACUGGAAUUCUGUGCUUCCAAAGUAAUCGAUCAUUUCAUAUGUGACACUUCCCCUGUGCUGCAGAUUUCUUGCACAGACACUCAUUUCCUAGAAUUAAUUUCAUUUGUCGCGGCUGUGGUAACACUGGUGCUCACAUUGCUGUUAGUGAUUCUUUCCUAUGUAUAUAUCAUCAAGACUAUUCUAAAAAUUCCCUCCUCUCAGAAAAGAACAAAGGCAUUUUCUACUUGUUCUUCACAUAUGAUUGUAGUCUCCCUUACUUACGGGAGCUGUAUCUUCAUUUACAUGAAGCCAUCAGCCAAGGAAAGGGUGACUUUAUCCAAAGGUGUAGCUGUUAUCUAUACCUCGGUUGCCCCAUUAUUAAACCCUUUCAUUUACACUUUAAGGAACCAGCAAGUGAAACAAGCCUUCAAGGAUAUAAUGCAAAAGGUUUUUAUGUUUUCCAAAAAAUGA
Talpa occidentalis (Iberian mole) is the source of this 939-nucleotide messenger RNA. Its product is annotated as olfactory receptor 6C6-like. Gene Ontology annotation, molecular function: olfactory receptor activity; G protein-coupled receptor activity. NCBI's taxonomy places the organism in Eukaryota, Metazoa, Chordata, Mammalia, Eulipotyphla, Talpidae. Gene Ontology annotation, cellular component: membrane. The transcript has a single exon. The coding region runs from base 1 to 939 and encodes 312 amino acids. Gene Ontology annotation, biological process: G protein-coupled receptor signaling pathway. The record is from RefSeq and is a predicted model, not a curated record.